This is a messenger RNA of Hydractinia symbiolongicarpus, 7882 nucleotides long. Its product is annotated as biogenesis of lysosome-related organelles complex 1 subunit 1-like. The record is from RefSeq and is a predicted model, not a curated record. Gene Ontology annotation, biological process: endosomal transport. Gene Ontology annotation, cellular component: BLOC-1 complex. Lineage: Eukaryota; Metazoa; Cnidaria; Hydrozoa; Anthoathecata; Hydractiniidae. The coding region runs from base 47 to 769 and encodes 240 amino acids. The transcript is spliced from 5 exons.
GGAAUAAACUUGUAUAUAUAUUUUAGAGAAAUAUUAAGACAGAACAAUGUUGUCAAGAGUUUUAAAGGAACACAAUUUAAAGCAAGCGAUCACCAAAGAAAAACAUGAGGAAAGGAAAAAGACAGCUGUAACUGCAGUGCAUGAAUUCUCUGGAAAGUUGGUUGACGCAUUAAAUUCUGACGUUGAGAAGGCUUACAACAACCAACGUGCACUUGAAACAGAAGCUAAACAUUUGCAACAACAUGUGAUACAAUUUUCCAAACAAACACAGCAAUGGACGUCCAUGCUGGUGAAAUUUAAUCAGUUAUUAAAAGAACUUGGUGAUGUGGAGAAUUGGGCACGAACUAUUGAAAUGGACAUUACUACAAUUGCCUGUGCUCUGGAGUAUGCAUAUAAAGCAAUUAUAGGAACACAUCAGCAUGAACAAAAAAACAAAGCACAAUGUGAAAAGCGGGCAAAAAUUUUUGGAGCACCUUACCCUGAGCGAAUUAAAAAUGACAAAUGUGAAAAGCGUGCUAGUAUUGCAGAAAGACGUGAGCAUGAAGAGAUAAAAAUGAAAAAGAGGAAAACAUUGAUGAAAAUGACCUAUUUUGAGCGAUGCAGUUAUUUAAAUUUUAAUCCAGUGUUGCUUGCAAGACACUUUCGAUACAGAGGUAAAUCAUUUUUCAAAGUAAUUUUGAUUAAUGGGCCUCUUGGCAAUGUUAACUAUUAUGCGAUUCGUGUUAAAUUUCAGUUUCCUGUUCGUCCUCAUAUUCAUUCUUUUUUAUAGGUUUUAAAUGCCUCAGUAUUAAGUGAAAGAAAUGAUGGUGAAUAUAUUUCGUUUUUUAAUUCUGUCAUUAGGGCAUAUGUUCCAGGUAGUGAUUUAAAUCCUGAGCUCUAUAAACUGGUAACUACAUAUCAAAUUUAUUCCAAUUCUAAGUCAUGCUGAAAAUAUAGAAAUAAAAGUUGUAGAUACCAUUUUGGACGUUUAUUCAGUGAUCGUACCUUUAUUGCUACUCCACUAUCAAUCAAUAUACUAUUAAAUAAAAAAAACUCUUGAAUAGCGCAAGUUGCUGCUUGCCGUGGUUAAAGAAUACAUUGAUGAAAACUUAGACCAUCGAAAAGAAGCAUCUUAAAUUCAAGUCCCAUCAAUAAAAAAGAUUCUUUAAGAAGAAGAUUUAUGAAGAUGACUAUUAUGAGGCUCUUUCUAUCUCUGAUCUCUAAGGUUUAGCAGCUUGGAAAGCAAAUAUAGAUUUGCAACCUGUUUUUAAUCAUGACAAGGCUGUUACAUACAUGUGUGCCUAUUUUUCAAAUUCUGAAGAUGAGACCCGAGGCUAUGAAGCAGUCAGCAAAAGAAGCUUUCAUUUCAAAUAAUGCGGCUAUAAAAAAAAUGAGAGCAAUUGCCAGAGCAUAUGCUUAUAAAAGAAAAUGUUCGGUUCAGGAAGCUGUUUAUAUUUUAAUGCCUGAGUUGUAGCUUAGAAAAACAUUUCCAUGUGUAAUUUUUGCUAAUAGUAAUCUUCCUGAGAAUCGUUUUAGAAUAUGUCGCAGCAAGGAAGAAAUUGUUGAGUGACCCGAAGACAGUGUUGAUAUUUUUAAACGUAACAUGAUAGAUCGUUACACAGAUAAACCAAAUGCUACAGUUUUACGGUGGAAAGUAUAAUAUUGUGGAUAGCUUUGCUAUGUAGAAUUUAUAGCACAUUGUUACUUGCCUGCGAAAGAUAAUGUUGUAAACGAUAAUUAGGCAGCUGUUUACAGGAUACUGUUUGAAGCUGAGAAUACCAGCUGUAACUACCCCCGAAAUAUCCCUUUAAUGAACUCAAAGGAAAUUUAAAAUGUCGCGAGCUUAAAGCAGUAUCUGCGUUAUUAUUGAGAGAUACGCAUAUCAUUUGCUUCUUAUGUUUUAUCCUUUUCGUAAUGAAAAUGAUCUUAAAUGUUCGACUUCCGUAAUAUAUUUGGACAAGCUCAAUCAACUCGGUGUUAUUGAUAAUGUCAAUAGAAACAAACAAUUUUUUGAACCUUGUGCAAAUUUAGUUAAGAAAGCAUUAAUAAAUUUGCGUUCAAAUUUAUCUUCAAAACAGGAUCAAUUUGCUGAUCAAGAAAAUGAUAAAGUGGCACAAUGGAUGAAAACCCUCAUAAUUCUGAAUCAGAAGAUCCAGUUGGGGAUGCUGUGAUAUUAGAUAAUGUUUUCUGUUCUUGCUCGUUGCCCACUGGUCAUUAUUACUGAAGUUAAAUACAAAAAUUAGAUCACUUAAUAAAAAUCAACGACAAUGUUUUGAGGUAAUUUAUAAUUGGGCAAAAAGAUUUACUAAAAAUCUGUCGGCUGUUCAAACUAUUGAGAUUUCUCCAUUGGAUGUGUUUUUACGUAGAGCCGCUGGAACACGUAAAUUACAGUUAAUAAAAACUGUUUAUCACGCUUUGACUAAAAUCCUAUUAUACAACUCAAAAAAUUGUAAGAUAUUAUUACUUGCUCCAACAGGUGUAGCUGCUGUUAAAAUUAAUGGAACUACUAUUCAUUCUGCUCUUGGCAUUCCAGUUGGUAGAAUUGGAAAAAAUUUACUUAGACUCAAUGAUGAAAAGGGAUCUGCAUUGCGAAAUGUGCACAUUAUCUGUGCAAAUUGCGAGCCAUUAUCAUUAUCGUUAUCUCUACGUUCCUACUUUUUUUUCACUUACGGUUAAAUGAAAUAUUCGGGUUUUUAAUGAUGUUCCAUUUGCUGGUAUAACUGUGAUAGCAGUAGGUGACUUUUAUCCACUGACUCUGAGUACAAUGAUUUGUGGCAAAAUUUAGCACAUUUGUGGAAUCUUUUUAAGAUGGUUGAACUUCAUCAAAAUAUGCGCCAAAGGGGACUACCUCAACUGAAGAAGAAGAUGAGAAACUACUAAAAUCUCGCUUUGUUACACAAAGCAAUAUAACUUAACAGUUAAUAUUGACAUUGCGGACAACUUAAUACAAUUACACAUAUAUAUUUGAUGCCACUGGUUUUUGUAAUAAUAUUUCUAUAAAAUUUGAUGACUAUCAAGCUGGCCAAAAAAAAAUGCAAAACAAUCCUUCCGCAAGGCAACACAGAUGGGUUCUUAUUGAAAAAACAGAGGCAAAUAUUAUAAUAAGGACUAAUAAAGAUAGUUCUGCAAUUAUAAAGGGAAUAAAGUUCCCCUUGAUGUAAGCUUGCGUUUGUACGGUCAAUAAAGUGCAAGGUUUAAGUCUUGAGGCAGUUAUUAGUUUUUUGUUAUUAAAAUUUAAAAAAAAAUUAACAAUGGUCAAAUGUAUGUAGCUUUAAGUAGAGUUACUUCCUUGAAUGGACAUAUUAACAGGUGAAUUCAAACCAUCUGCUAUUAAAGCUGAUGCUGAAACAUCAUGUGAAUAUGAUCGCAUGAGAAGAGAAGCUGACUCCAACCAUUACAUAAAGUUUAUAAUUCCGAAACUUGACAAUUACGUUAUUAAAUACAAGGUCCCUAAACAGACAUGCUGUAGAUAUUUUUCAUGAUCAAUUUUUGAUAAACUCUGACAUAUUGUGUCUCACUAAAACUCAACUUUUACCAGAACAAAGUACAGAUGGUGUUUCUGAUAUUUUAAGUAAUUUUCAUAUGUUACGUAACAAAUCCAUUGAUAAGUUUCAAAGUAUUUCUUUUUGCCAUGAUCUUAAUGCUGAAGUUAAUUUUUACCAAAGCACUGGUAUUUGAAGAAUUAAAAAAAUCAUCUUUCUCACUCAAUCUAUUCAAGUUAGUGUUAUGCAGAAAAAACACAUCUUGUUUGUCUUCUUUUUCUAAUUCUGUAAAGCGUUAACUGAUACUGUUCAAUUAUCAUCAAUUUAAAUUAAUGGGCGACUUUAAUAUUAAUGCCCAAGGUCACACACGCCCAAGUGCAUUGUCACAUUGUCGAAUUUUACCAGAUAGUACAAGAACCAACUCAUCUUGGUGGAGCAACAGUUAACCAUGUAUAUGUCAUAAAAAGGAAUUGCUCAAUAAUUUUGAACAUUUUGUAUAAUGUGUAUACUUUUCUGACCAAGAUGCCAUCAAAAUUCAGUUAAAAAAACCCAACAUAAAACAGUAAUUAUAGGUUGGGUUUAUAAAUGGAUAGAAACAUGGGCUAUUAUGUAUAGAACAAAUUGAAAAUUCAGUUUUCUUCUGCAUGGCUUUGAUACUGCUCCAACAUUGUGUCUUUGUUAUAUAUUUAUACAUGUUUUAGAUUAACUUCUAGCAGUUAUGUAUAAGUGAUUUUAAUUAUGACUUAAGUUUAAUGACACUUAAAAAAAAAGUUUAAAGAAGUUCUGAAUUGAAACAAAGGGAUUAACGAAAUAACAGUCAUGGACUGGAGACCGCUAAGACAUUUUUUAAACUUACUGUUAUAAUAGUUUAAAACAUGUAUUGAAGACAUGGGGUAGCAACGAGUCAUAACCUAAUAUUAAACAUAUUAACACGCAACUAAUGGACUCAGAAUCGCAGCGAGUGAUAUACCAUAAAUGUACGAUCCAUGCCGUUACUUUACUUUCUCUCGAUACACCACUUCAAGUGAAUGGUAUGUGAAUGAUGCUGAAUCUUAGACAAAUACAUCAAAGUUAAUAAAAACAGUAUUCAGUAUUUUUUAAAACUAUUUGCUCCAGCUAAGUGAGGCAACGGUAUAUUAAAACUGUAAAUCUCAUAAUUUAAAAGAACUAUAGAUUCUGGGCAAAUUACAUUGUAAACUGUUAUUAGGAUUGUCAUGCAACUUUUCUACGUAAUGUUAUCUUUCCACGUUUAACGUCUCCCGUUCUAACUUAUGUAUUAUUGUAAUUUCGUGAAAUUGUAUAAAGCUUAACUCUCUGUCUAGCCAGAGACCUGAAGCCAGCGGGACAAACAGAGUUCGAGACAGAAGACCCCGACUUUUGCGCGUCAUAAUCGUUUUUUUUUUGUUUUUUUUUUACAAAAUUGUUUUCAACAAGUUGUUUUGGGAACAACUGUAACUACAUAAAUUAGGCACACUCUAUGUUACUGCGAUGUUACUUUUUCUCUUUUAUUAAUCGAUGCAACCUUUGAAACCCUUUCAUUCUCUUCCUCCGGUUCUAUUGACUACCUGGACCCCGACACCUCUCCCGCAGCAGCAACUACCGUUAGCGCAUUAUCGUAAUAAGUUUUACCAGCCGCUGAUUUAUUUAAUGCGGGAUUUUUUUUAAGACAGCUUGUAAAUAGUGUGCUGAAAGAUUGUAUUUUCGUUCAUGUGGUCAAGAAAAGAAUUGCCAGAAAACAUUUAUUUGGCUAUUAUUGUUUUGUGCAUAAGUGACCUUUUUUCUCUUUUUAUAACUGCAUAUAUUAAUGUAAAAAGAGCUUUUAUUCAUUUACAACAGUGUAACUUCUCUUUUUCACAUUUUUAUUUUCUCAUGUCAUCUCAUCAAUUCUACACAAACUCAGAAAUAAUCAAGUUAAAAAGUAUUAUUUAUUAAACGUAGUAAUGCUCAGCAAAGUUAUAAAGCUUUUUGCUGAUUUAGAAUUUAACCUCGCAAAAAUCUUUUAUUAAAAUUUUUGUGUAAACUUUUGUCGAAGAGAACAAAUAGAUCAAAGUAGAAGACUCUUAUUGAUUUAUGUUUUAUGUGUUUUAAACCUUCGUUGUUUAAAAGUUUUAAAGUCGUUUCAGAAGCGUUGUUUGACCCGGCUAUAAGAAAUUGGUCUAACUUUGGUCUCCCGCGGUUCCGAGGUACCCAGGCGGGAGGUGACGUAAGUUAUUUCUGUCAGGGUAUUUCCGUUGUGAUGUAUCGUCAAUAAAUUUGAAAAAUUAAACAUAACGUUUUUGGCAACUAAGGGAAAAUGAACAAAUGCGAUACUCCUGUUGCAAAAACUAGUCGUAAGCCUGUAGAAAAAUCAACUUUGCCGGAAGAACAAUAAAGUAAUAUAGGUGGUUUAAGGCUUUGGAUGACGUCAGCAAUGCAUAUACAGUAAAUAGUUUUUAACAUUUUUUACCCGUUGCGUCUAUUGUAUAGAACUUGAGAUUCUGAUCAAGAAAAUGUGUAGGAUUGGUACUCACAACAAACGGUUCAGAAGAUAUAACAAUUUAAAAACUUCGCUGACAUCAGCAGACUAACCAAAGUACAGUACCUGGUAAACCCGAAAUAUGCGGAUUGACCCAGGUUUACGAAAUUACUCCUAUUUUGGUCCCAGUACUAAGUGCCCUCUCCCCGAUGUGUGAUGCAGUUUACCCCUUACGAAGUAUUUAACCCGGAGACGUCAGCUACAGCAACAAUCAACAAUACCUAUCGUUGCGAGAUCUUUAGAAUGAGUAUUACUUAUUACUAGAUCUCAUUUGUUUUUUUAAAGAAACCUGAAAACCUGCAGUAUUCAUUAAUAAAAAAUAGGUUUCUGUUUAUGAAAAAAAAAAUGAAAAGAUGAAAAAUAGGUUCACUGCCACAACAUAUUUGUCCAGCAUACAAUACCCUGCAUACAUAGCUAGCUAUAUACUCAAGUUUUGACUGUUCGCCGUUACGGAAAGAUUGGAAAAUAGUCAAAAAGACUCGUAUAGUUAAGCUACCUACAUAAAUAAAGUGUACAAACAAUUAUGCCUCUGCAGCGCUGACGUGGUACUAGAUGGCUCAAAAUUUUAAAAUCAAUGUUAUAUCAACAUGUGACCAUCCCCAAUAAGCAGAUAUCAGAGAGUGUUCUUUGUUCUUUAAAUCUUAUUGUGGGUACCUCAAAAUUCUGCAUAUUCAAUUAAAAAAAAUGUUCAAAACUUUCUCUUAUUUUACUUGUACUACUCAUGACAUUUCUUUGCAUCGUCUUCAGUUUCAAGUCAUGAUUUCUUAACCACCGGUGAAGUUCAGGUACGUCGCUUUUACAAUAGCCAAUACUGUGGACAACGUCGCGGAGCUCUUGGGUAAUUUUGAUAAGAUAUGGUUCUGCUUCAUACUUUUCAGAUUUUGGCUGCUGAUAUCAGUAUAUUUUAACCCUUAACAGCCACUUCCCGUAUAUAUAUGUAGAAUUGUCUAUAAGUUAAAGAAAAAGGAAAAGUAUACUCUUUGUGGUAAAUAAGUUUGUUGAGGUUGAAACGAUCCUACUUCAAAACUCCUCAAUUUCGAAAAGUCUACUCAGAAGUUCUCCAAACCCCUCCAAAAUUCGUACUUUUUGAAGUUUUUCCUCAAAUCCUUUUAACUUAGUCUUAGAACGAGGGAAAGAUUUGAUUACUUCACUGUAAGGUUGGGGUGUGCGUGCAAUUCACUGAAUGGUUUUAGCCAAUAAUAAAUUGUUGUGGUGUAGAGUUUCUUAUGUAUGAUGUACGCUCAUAAUAAAAUCAUACUCUUAUUUGGCCAUUCUGUCCUUUAUCAUUUAUUGUUCCAAUAAAUCUGCUCUCAAUUGAACUGAAACUACAUUAUUUUAAACAUGUUAUGUCUUCUGUAGUGAAAAUAAUGUUAAAAGCUAAAGAUAAAUUCAGUUAUUAAAAUAUAUGGUUGCAGAACGAAUAUUUUAAGCCUUGAUUGCAAAAGUAUUAACAAAUGUAAGUAUUGCAAGAUGCUUUCAAUAUUUUCUUUUAAUUUUAGUUCAAAUAAAAAUGACUUGUUUUCAGCUGUGCCUUCUGAUAUUAAGGUGGCAAAAUCAUUCGCAUAGAAAAACCUUUUUGAUAAACCAUAUAACAAAAUUGAAAAGAGGGGUCAGAUGGAUGUUUAUGUGAUAUUCUUCAUGGAAAAGUUAAUACUAACAUCAUGCAUAGAGCUCAUACUGCUUUAUCUCUUAUCAAAAUUGAUUUAAAUGAUCAUGAAAAUUAGGGGCAACGGCAAUGGUAGAUUUAGGUUUUGCUCUGAAUUAUGAGGUUAAACUUCUUAAAAGAAACGAGACGGUAAGUGAAAAUCAAGUAAUGAACUUCAAGAGAGAGGCUAUUGAUUUCUUGGCUAAAAUGUGUUCUCACUUGAUUUGGAAGAGUCGUUUGUCCUCCCAUUAUGCCUGAAAA